Messenger RNA from Megalobrama amblycephala (Wuchang bream), 2530 nucleotides. RefSeq lists its product as uncharacterized. NCBI's taxonomy places the organism in Eukaryota, Metazoa, Chordata, Actinopteri, Cypriniformes, Xenocyprididae. The record is from RefSeq and is a predicted model, not a curated record. The transcript is spliced from 3 exons. Gene Ontology annotation, molecular function: nucleic acid binding; metal ion binding; hydrolase activity. The coding region runs from base 153 to 1841 and encodes 562 amino acids.
CAGUUGAAGACUUUAGCAGAAGAUUUCAUCUCUGAAUUUCACACAGACACACAGAGACUCCAGUCACACCUCCACAACAUCACUGACUCUGACUGUGUAUUUAAGGCAGCUGUGUUUCUGCUGUCUCUCAAACACAAGACCAGCUUCACACCAUGUUUGUUCUGGGUCUGCUCACCUGUAUUGUGCUGAGAGCAUUCAGUGCUCAGGCAGAAGUGGUCGAGACCUUUGGUAAGUGUAGCAGGUUUUUCUACAAAGACACAGAACCACAAGGAAUGGAUGAAAAUGCCAAGAAAAUCUGUCAGAGGUUUGAGAUCACCUCUUCUGGAGUUAGGAGAUCAACUCCAUACAACUCUGGUUCCUACGCUACUCUGUACUCGGUUCCUCACCGGAUUCCCCUCUACAGCGCCUACACACUGGAUCCUUCAUGCUCAGACACUGCUGGAAGGACAGACAAGUGGCACUUAGAGCCAAAGAUUUCUGAUUCCUACUCCACAAUUGAUUAUAUGGUCCCUGAGAAUCAAAACAAUCAAGGUACUUAUAAAAGAAAUCAAGCCAUCAGCAGUGACUACAGCGACACUGGAUAUGAUCGAGGACAACUGAACCCCAACAGCUUCUCAUGCACUGAUAACAGCCGUACAGCAACAUUUACACUGACCAAUGCAGCACCUAUGGACACGUGUUUCAAUCGUAUCCAGUGGAAGAAGUGGGAGAGCACUUUAAAAAGUUUUCUGACAGAGAAGCUCAACAGUGAUCGUUCUGCAACAGCCUACAUUGUCACGGGUACGGUGCCUGAUGCAAAUCUACGGAUACCACAGAAGGAAAUCUCUGAAGAGCCAGAAAGGGUGACGGUGCCCUCUUACAUCUGGACGGCUGUCUGCUAUAAACACAAUUAUAAUAAUAAAAACUCUUUUUCCUUCGGCUAUAUAGGAGAAAACCUGCCCGGAGGUAAUGUAGAACUGAUAAGUGUCUCAGCGCUGAACAGAGUGCUCAGUCAUAUCAAUGUAGUCAAAGCUCAUAUGCUUUCAAAUAUUAAGAUCUUUGUGGAUGAUUGUUUUGAAGACAAUAAUAAAUUAAAGGAGGUUAAGAAAGCAUUUCAGAAAUUAAUCAGUCUCCCAGUGACCCCAAAUGUGCAGAACACAAUUAAUGCGCUCCAAACAGUCAGAACUAAUGGAGAGGAUGUCAAGGUGACUGACAUGAGUGUAAAAUUAACCUUCAGCAGUUCGAGCUCUUAUUCCACUAUGGCAGAAGAGCUACAGGUUUCUACUGAAAGAGCUUGUCUUAUAACUAAUUACGGAAAAGAAUCUGUUGAAUGCCAGUUAGUCCCAAAGAAGCGCAAUAUUGCGGCUGAUGGCUUGCCCUGCUCAAGCAGCACCAAGCCCUGCUGCUCCACUCCCUGUCUGUACAAAGAAAAUCUCCAGAUCUACUGGUGUUCCUCAGGCCAGGAACUGAUAGCGUGUUCACCCCCGUACUCACUCAUCACGUAUAAAGGAGAGAGAUGCAAGGAUGAUCACCCCUGCAGCAAAUACGGUCAGGACUACUACUGGUGUAACACCAUCUCUGGCGGCUGGGAUUACUGCAGUCCUCCGCUGUGGAGAAGUAAGGCUAAAAACGGGCAGUACUGCCGCAGCGACCACGCCUGUGCCACAUAUGGUUCAGGUUCUAGGUGGUGCUACACAGAUGAUGGCACAAAACACAAGUGCUGUACUUCUGACAGCUGCUACUCCACUGUGACUGACCAAACCUGCAAGCCUAGUCACCCCUGUGGCUACCAUGGUAAAGAUUACCUGUGGUGCUACACUACUGAUGGCAGCUGGAAUUAUUGCUGCACACGCUGUGGUUAGUUGGUUUAAAAAGUUGAUUACAAUUAUUACUAAAGCAGGACUUCACAAAGUUCAUUGUGAUUGUACUUGUAGUGCUUACUAACCUAGAAACUCUUUCUAACAUAAAAAGUAAGAGUCUCUGUGCUUCUAUAAAUAUAUUUUAGAAAAUACAUUUUCCUAAUGAUUCUUAUGCAAAAAUCAACAGCUUAAAAAUAUAUAAAUCUUUUAUACAUUUGCAAAUUCAUACAUUAAUACUUGGCUUUCAGUAAAAACAUAUCUUUGAUAUAUAUGAGUGUGGACAGAUCCACACAAAACUUACAGAGCAAUGAUGUGAUUUUCAUGAAGCAAAAUUCAAUCUGUGUCCAUCUCCAUCCACUCACACUCAACAGAACACAGUCCAGCUAAAGCUUCACAUUUCAAGUCAAGUCACAUUUAUUUGGAUAGUGCUUUUCAUCUUGAAAAUAAGUUUACAAAUAAUUAUGGCUUGACUCAUUGUCCUAAAGCAGCUUCACAGAAAGAAAUCAUACUUUAGUGUUUAUAAUAUCUUUAAAGUUCCUGUGCUGUCGACUGGCGCUGCUGCAGUAUGUUUUAACAAUGAGACUGUUGUGCUGCCAUCAGUAACUUGUAAUGUCUUUAUUAAAUCAAAAUGUCUUCUGUCACUUUACAUGUCACUUACUCAGACAAAACACCAAUAAACACGUGUUGCAUAA